Messenger RNA from Pangasianodon hypophthalmus (striped catfish), 16416 nucleotides. RefSeq names its product vacuolar protein sorting 13 homolog D (gene vps13d). Lineage: Eukaryota; Metazoa; Chordata; Actinopteri; Siluriformes; Pangasiidae. Gene Ontology annotation, biological process: protein targeting to vacuole; protein retention in Golgi apparatus; mitochondrion organization. The record is from RefSeq and is a predicted model, not a curated record. Bases 678 to 13871 code for a protein of 4397 amino acids. The transcript has 70 exons. Gene Ontology annotation, molecular function: protein binding. Gene Ontology annotation, cellular component: extrinsic component of membrane.
CCAGGAAGCUGGAAGCUCGUAUAGGUCUGACAUGUAACUGCUUGAUAAACAGACAGCCACCAGGCGCUGUAAUGUUCGCGGACAGCUUUGCGAGAACACAUUUCGUAAAAGGAACACGCCAACCCCGGUGACGUUUACUCAAAGCACAUUAGCACGUCGUUUGAGCUAGUUUUGUGUCAUGGUUAAAAAGUUGCUGGUUGUUGGUUAACGAGCCAUGCUAGCUAGCUGCGUGGCUAAAUCCAGCUCGCCGUCUGUGCUGCCGCCUCUCAGCACAUUCUCUCUGUCUCAGGGUCAUUGCUGUGUUAGUGUGAGUUAUUUCGGUUUCGUUUUCUGUCUCUGAAAACACAAAACCUGCUGUCUAAUAUGUGAAAACGAAGAGUGACGACCUAACGAAUGCAGAACCUCUGCAUGUCUUUCCCCACCGUUUCUGUUUUUAAAAAGGACUGCGUUUGUGUUUAAGGACAACUGCUGCUCUUUCCCUAAACUUUCUUUUCUCAGUGACACAGUGACAGUUGUGUGGAUUAAACACUAAACCAAACUCCUUUCUUCUAAACUGCCUGCAGGACCUCUGUCCAUGCUCGUCCCAAUACAAUGACUGCAAAUGCCUGGAGUGAGCAUUGAUUGUAAAGCUUCUAUCUGUUGUCAUCGAGCAUCCCCUGCCACUUCUCCCUCUCACCAUGUUAGAGGGACUUGUUGCCUGGGUACUUAACACAUACCUGGGCAAAUAUGUCAGCAACCUUAACACUGAUCAGCUCUCUGUUGCUCUUCUCAAAGGAGCAGUAGAGCUCGAGAAUCUUCCUUUAAGGAAAGAUGCACUCCGAGAGUUUGAUCUGCCCUUUGAGGUCAAAGCAGGCUUCAUUGGGAAGAUUGUGCUUCAGAUCCCCUUCUAUCGCCCUCAUAGUGAUCCAUGGGUCAUCUCCAUGUCUCAGCUGAACUUGAUUAUUGGCCCUGCCCGUCCCCAGGAAUACGAUGAGGCGCGAGAAAGGGAAGCAGAGCGAGAGCAGAAGAAACGGUUGCUCAAAACGUUGGAGGACAAAUGGAAGAGUGAACGUGAGCAGAAGGGUGAGUCAUACUGGUACUCAGUCACUGCAUCUGUUGUCACCAGGAUAGUGGAGAAUAUUGAGCUGAAGAUUCAAGGCGUGCACCUAAGGUUUGAGGAUGACUUCUCUAACCCAGAAAAGCCCUUUGCCUUUGGAGUUUGUAUUAAGAAUGUAUCGGCACAGAACUCCUCCAAAGAACCGACGCAGAAGCUCAUGCGGCAGAAGCAGCUGGAGAUUGAGGAGUUCAGUGUGUACUGGGACACGCAGUGCACCAUGCUCGGGGAUCUUCCUCUGGCCGAAAUACAGGAAACUAUGACCAUGUGCAUGCAGAGCAGGGAGCAUCAGUAUAUAUUUGAGCCAGUGUGUGCGUCUGUACUGCUGAGAAGAAAUGCCUCAAAAGAACCGCUACGAUCUCGUCACACGCCUCGCAUCGAGGGCCAGGUGCAGCUGGAGCCCCUCUCGCUGCACCUUUCUCAGGUUCAGUAUCAGCAGAUAAUGGCUUUCCUCAAGGAGCUUGACAGGCGAGAAAGGGAGAUGCUUUUCCGCAAGUGGAGACCCAAAGUCCCUGUCUCAGAAAACUGCCGGCAGUGGUGGAUGUUUGCCAUAAGUGCUAACCUGGAAGACAUCAGAGAGAAGCAGAGGCGGAAUAACUGGGACUUUGCACUUCAGCGAGCCCGUGAUGCCAAGCUCUACACAAAACUUUAUGCACAGAGGCUUAAGGGAGUUCAUCUGAGUCUACAGGAGGAGAGUGAGCUUGAAAGGAUUGAAGAUGACCAGACCCUGGAGGAGUUGCAGAUUCUCAGGGAAAUCGUUCAUGAAUCCUUUCGAAAGCAGGAGGAAAUUGCAGAGAGUUUACGAGAGCCCAUGUCAGAACCAGCAGCUUCUUCACCUUCUGGUUCCAUUCCAAGAAGUGGCAGUUCUGGUAUGAUUCAGUACCUGCAGUCUUGGUUUCCUGGUUGGGGAGGUUGGUAUGGAGGUGCUGAGAAAGGGCCCGAUGGCCAGCCAGUGACAGAUGAGCUCAUGCCAGGAAGUAGCCAAUGGGAUAUCCUGGCUGAAACAGAUGACCUCUUUGACCCAUUGGAAGACUCUCAGACACUGAAUACUUUUACUCGGAGGGAUCACCUGUUUGCACGGCUGGAUUUCUUCUUAGAGAAUGCAACUGUCACUCUUGUCCAGGAAGACAAGUUGAAUCGUUUAUCCAAUGAGAGUGGUGUUAUUCAGUUGAAGUUUUCAGGAGUGAAGAUUGGUGUUGAGUCUCUGCCCCGCUCGGAGUCGUCUUUAUUUUCUGUAAAGCUUGGGGGGCUGUUUCUCACAGACCUCACCACCCAGGGAUCUAUUUUCCCUGUCUUGGUGUCACCAAAACCAAGCACAGUUGCUGUCACUAUCAAUCAGCCAUUUGCGCAGAGUAGUAGCACAGACAAAAGCAGCACCGAUUCUGACACGAAAUCUUCUGCAUCACCUGUCUUUGAGAUGAUCUAUGAGCGUAACCCUAUAAGGAGCAGGUUUGAGAGGAGGCUGGAGGUCAAUACCAGCCCCCUCAAUAUCUUCUAUAAUCCCCAAGCUAUAAAGAAAGUGGCUGACUUUUUCUACAAGGGAAGAGUUCAUACAUCAGGGUUUGGAUAUCAGUCAGAAUUAGAGUUGAGGGUGGCUGAUGCAGUAAGGAGACAAUACAACAAGCUCAAAAUACAGACCAAAGCUGAAAUCCGGCAGACCAUAGACCAGCUGCUAGUUGGAGAGUUCAUAGAGAAUAGUAAGCGAUGGACAAUGAAAUUGGAUAUAUGUGCACCUCAGGUUAUCUUUCCUGAUGAUUUUCAGUCCGAAGACCCCAUGCUGGUGGUUGUUGAUCUUGGUCGUAUCCUUCUUACCAAUUCCCAAGAAGAUUUGAAAACAAAGUCCAAAGUCUCUCAGUCAGAAGGAGACGAGUUCAGUGAUGAGGAAUAUCAGACUCCACCAGCAACACCUCCUGGGUCUCCCCCUCCCGAACCAGAGACAGAGUAUAAAGGGCAGGAGAAGACCUCUGAUCUCUGUAGCCUUAAAUCAAUAGAGGGAGCUCAGUCCUUUGGCAGGAUUCUGUAUGAGAAGUAUUCCUUAUCAUUUAAUGACUUACAAAUCAUGGUUGGUCGCUACAAAGACAACUGGAAACGUCUACAGGAGAAUGAAGUGGGGCCGACCCACGUAGUGGAGAAAUUCAAUGUGCUUUUACAGCUGGAGCAGAGGCUACGUUACACCUCAGAUCCUCAGCUUCCUGGUGCAGUUCUCUCAGGUACCUUACCAGACCUCAAAAUACACAUCAACCUGGAGAAGUUGACUGCACUGAGAAGCUGCCUGGCUAGACUGGGUAGUCCAAGUGCAGAUGAGGCCAAUACGGGAGAGGCCAUCAAAUCACCUGAACCUUUAACGCUCCGUCAUGAAAAGAUUUUCGAGAGGGAAGACAGUCAAAGGGAGCUCCAGGAGUCUGACAAAAAUCUCACCAAGAGUGUGAUGACUCUUGAGCAACACACACGUGAGGUGCUUGUUGAGUCUAGGCUUCUCCUUGCAGAAUUCAACAUCAACUACAUGCAGCUUGGUGUUGAAAGUGGAGGGCAGUAUAUAUCUGUCCUCAAGGUGUUUGGAACAAAUGCUCAUUUUGUGAAACGGCCCUAUGAUGCUGAGGUUUCCCUCACAGUCCAUGGACUUCUCCUGGUGGAUACAUUGCAGACGUAUGGGUCUGAUUUUGAUCUGCUUGUGGCAUCGCAUAAGCACCUCAGUUUUGAUGUGCCCACUGGCAGUCUAAGAGAGAGUCAGCCUACAUCACCAGUAUCACAAGAUGGGAAAUCUCCUGAGACCUCGGACUUGGGUGUGCCUUUUGAGAAAAUAUCUCCACUCAGUUCAUUUUUUAGAGAUCAGGAGGCUCUCAUUAAAUUGGAGUACCAGUUUGUCAGCUCAGACUGUCCAUCAAUGAAUUUGGAAAGCUCCCUACAGGUUACCUCCAUGCAGGUUAACAAUUUGGAUAUUAUUCUCAACCCUGAAACCAUUGUAAAACUGCUCAGUUUUCUUCAGCAAUCCUUUCCUAAAGAAGAAAGCACAUGGACUCCUUCAGCACAGCAGAUGCCAUCACUGCCCAGUGAACAGGACAAAGAGGAGAUCUAUCAAGCUACUUAUGAUCAGAAUAAGGAGUUAGCUGUAGAGAUCCAUAGGUUAAAUCUGCUGCUUUUGCGAACAGUUUCAACUGGAACUGCCUUAGGUGGUGAAAAGCGGGGCAUGAAAAUUGCCACAGCCAGUAUAAAUGGGACAAAAGUCAACAUAUCAAUGGGAAGUCGACUGGAUGUCAAUGGCUCACUAGGAUGCAUUCAGCUUGUAGAUUUGACUCAAGAAGGUGGAAGAAGUCAAUUUGUCGUGAGCAUUGGAAAUUUAGAAGAUAGUACCUUUGUCGAAGGUCCUGUAUUCCCUAGUUCUGCAUUAAUGCCAACUUCUGAGGCUUUAAAUUUCCACUUUUUGGAAAAGUCUCAAGGGGAAUGCUCUCUAGAGCUUCAUAUGGCAUCCCUACACUACAAUCACUCAGCCAAGUUCUUGAAAGAGCUCAGUCUUUCUGCCAGUGAGGUUGAAGACAACUUUCGCUCCAUGCUUAAGACUGCUGCCACGAAAGUUUCAAAUGUCCUGGCUACCAAAACAGCAGAAUACAGUGGUAUGGUGUCUCUCUUUGAGACCCCAUCCAGGAGAGCCAGGGCUCAGAGUCAGUGCAAUUGGCCAGUGGAAUCCUUUGAAGACAAUAAUGAUCCUGCUGAUCUUGAGACAGAACCAAGUGUGGACUCCUUCCUAGUCAAGCUUAUCCUAAACGUCAGUAUAGAAUCGCCUGUUGUGUCCAUUCCUCGGAAACCUGGUCACCCAGAGCUUCUUGUUGGUCAUCUUGGAAGCAUUGCAAUUCAGAACUUUGUUGCAGGGCAAGACUCUGAGCAGGAGAAAUUGCAAGUUGAGGUUAAGGAUAUAAGGCUGUAUUCUGUCAACACAAGUCACCUACUCCUGAGGAAAGGGUCCAACUCUAGUCAGUCUCCCUCUCAUAAGACUGUGUUCAACCUAGAUGAGCCACAGUUUACUCGCCAUGACUUCUUUGAAUAUCUAAGUCGUGGAAAAGCCUUUCACAUUCUUAAAGACACCACCAUCCAAUUUACACUCGAGAAGGUUCCUGCAGUUGAAGGAACACAGUUCUCCUUUCAGUCAUUUGAUGAACUGUACCACAGUGCAGGAUUACUUAGAGUUGAAGGCAAAUUUGUUAAUGCUGUUCAGGUUUUUCUUUGUAAACCUGUCUAUGAGCAGCUCCUCCAGACUCUAGAUAAUCUAUCUUUAAUUGAGGAUGAGAAAGUAAUUGCUCGUCAGCCUCCAACUCCGCCACCCCCUACACCCUCCUCUACCAAACCACAUCACUUCCCGCAGGGUGGGUUGUUCCCCCGAGAUCCCGCUCUUACCUUAUCUUCAAUAUCAUCCUCCCUCUCAACCCCUCUUCCUCUCCAGAAUCACAGCUCUUCUGUCGAGCCUCGCUCUUUCACCCAGGUCAGAGCCACUUUCAAGGUGUCUGAGCUCCAGGUACAACUGAGCGCGGAUCUUAGCCAAGGAUCUCAGGACCUGGUUAGUCUGCGUUUCCAGGACCUCGAAGGAGAGUUCACUAAAGACCAUCCUCACACUUUGUCAAUCCAACUGGCGCUUCACUCUCUGCUAAUGGAAGACCUUUUGGAGCAAAAUCCUGAUUCAAAGCACAAGCACCUCAUGGUUUCCAGAGGUGCCCCCAAACCAUCUACCUUCAACCCUAAAGAAUACCUUUCCCAAUCCUGCCCGUCAGCAUCUAGUGCUAUAUAUCCAGAAAUGCCGCGCUCACUGCCAGCUCAAAUGGAAGAAGCACAGAACGUCUUCCAGUUUUACCAGAGGCACCCAAGUACUCCUGCAUCCACCCGGAAAAGUAAGAAGGACUCAGAAUGCCCCAGCACCCCUCCCCCAUCGCCUUCUCGCAAUACGCCAUCUCCUCACCCUCUGCCAGACUUGGAUGACUCUUUGGUCCACAUCAAUGUGCUUCUGGUGGACAGACGGCAUCCUGAAUUUCAGACACGCUAUGGCAGCAUCGGUCGUAGUGUAGAUGUAGACUUCAACUGUCUAGAUGUUCUCAUCACACUGCAAACCUGGGUUGUCAUUCUGGACUUCUUCGGCAUUGGUUCUACUGCCAACAACCAUGCUGUGAAAGUGCCUAGUAGUUCUCCUCAACCUCUGUCCAACACUUCUCUUGCUGAUUUAACAGACAUGUUUCCUGAGAGUAAUGAAGAAGAAUCAGAGGAGAAGGUCAACACUAAGCUGGACCUGAAGGUUCAUUCUUUGUCUCUAGUGUUGAAUAAAAAGACCAAUGAGCUUGCUAAAGCUAGUGUGUCAAAAUUGUUUACACACUUAGAAAUGAUUGAGGGAGAUCUUGCCUUGCAAGGACGUCUGGGUAGCUUGUCACUAAGUGACCUGACCCCACAUGGAGAUUUGUACAGGGAACGCUUCACAACACGGGGUGGAGAGGCACUCAUUUUCAACAUGCUCAAGUAUGGAGAACCUGACCCUUUCCUGGAACGGGAGUUUGAUAUGAAGGUGUCUCUGCAGAUGGCUUCAGUGCAGUAUGUACACACACAGCGUUUCCAAACUGAGGUGGUGGCUUUCAUCCAGCACUUCACCCAGUUACAGGACGUUCUAGGCAGGCAGAGAGCGGCCGUGGAGGGUCAGGCGGUGCGUGAGCAUCCACAGCGAGCCUCACGUGUGCUCUUGGACAUUGAGGCAGGGGCUCCUGUCCUCCUGAUCCCAGAAAGCUCUCACUCAAAGCGCCUCAUAGUGGCCAACUUGGGCCAGCUCAAAGUGCGCAACAGCUUCCUGCCUGCAGGCACCCGUGGCACUUUUUCUCUCAAAGACAAGGUAGAGAAACUUACCAUGGCACAUACCUUUUUCCCAUCUCUGGAUCGUAUGAAGAAUGCUCGGCCUAAUUCUGGGAAAGUGAGUGAGGAGGUGCCAGCAGACAGAGUCAAAGCCUCCAGCACCACUGCUUCUGGCUUUACCUUAAGCAGGCCUCAGCCAGCCAUGGGACACAGCUCUAAUUCAGAUACACUUCCAAGUCCAGAGGAUCACGUGUGUCUGCUGGACUGCAUUGCCAUGGAUCUGCAGGAGAUGGAUUUAUUUGCUGCAGAGCGGCUGCCCUGUGAACCGUGGGACAGCGGAGUGAAGCGCCUAGACACAGACCUGGUUUUCCCCUCCUAUUCAGUGCGUAGGACUGGAGGCAGCCUGCUGAAGGAGCGCUGCCACCUUAAACUUAAAGUGGAACGCAACCUGGACAAGGAGCUGAGUCAUGCAGUCCCCGACAUGUCCAUCCAUGGCAGCCUGUCUUCUGUACACUGUUCCUUGGAUCUGGAGAGGUACCAGCUGAUUCGUGGCCUGCUCGAGCACAACCUGGGAGAGCCUGUGGAAGAGUUCCUCAGACCAUACAACCUACAGGACCCCAGAACCUAUACGGUGCUGAGUGGUGAUGUAUAUACAGGCUUCUCUUUCUUAGUUGACAUGAUGAAUGUCAGUUUGGAGUUGCUGGAUGGUCCCAAAUCCUCUGGACAUAAGCAGUCUUUGGCCAGGUUCAACUUUAUGAAAUCCAAGUUGCUGUUUGAGAGCUUCUCUGAUGGAUCCAAGUCUGUGAACCUGGUGUCUCAUUCACUCUUGGCCUACGACACGCGUUAUAGUGAGUCCAACAAGGCCACAGAGGGAAAGCACAAUGUAUUCAACUGCAUUCUGCAGCCCUCUAGAACAGGCUCCAAUCGAGCUUCCCUGCAAAUGGAGCUACAUUACAGAUCUACCCGGGAUUCCUCAUGUUUCACUGCGGUGCUAAACAACCUGCGAGUGUUCCUGAUUUUUGACUGGCUUCAGCUAGUCAGGGAUUUUCUGCGUAUGCCAGAGGAGAAGGGGGCAGAACCUACCCGCCAGCGCUGGCCCAGCAGCGGCAGUGACCCAGGCACGACAGGCGCUGUCAUGCCCAAAACUGUCAAGAUUGGAGUAGUUACAAAACGCUCCACUGUUCCUGUCACCCAGGACAAAUAUCUGGAGGUUAAACUCAAUGCUACUGGGACUGAAUUUGUGGUUGUGGAAGACUCGUCAUGUUCAGAUACCAAUGCCAUCGUUCUGAAGGGCACUACUGUCCUUACCUACAAGCCUCGUCUUCUGGACAGACCAUUCUCUGGCAGCUUGGCUGGAAUUGAGGUGUAUUCCUGCCGGCUGGGCAGUGAGCAGGACACGGCACUGUCUAUUAUUGAUCCUGUCAAUGUGCAAGUUGAGCUGUGUGGCAGUCCCACUUAUCAGAGCAGCUCAGGCCUGCUGGAUGCCUUCAACAUAGAAGAUUUUCCUCCGCUGCUAGAGAUCCAGUUUCCUACUCUGGAUAUCCGGCUGUCUUACAACGAUGUGCAGCUCUUUCUGGCUAUUGCUAAGUCCAUCCCCACUGGCUCACCAAGUGUUGCUGACCCUGCCUUUGACUCUCAGGCAGUUCAAUCCACUGCAAGCCCAGAGACCAGCACCAAACCAAAAGACAGCUUCAGACAUAGGACAGAAGCCCUAGUGGAAAGUCAGCUAACACGUCUUCAGGAUCUGGGAUUCAGGAGGGAAGAUUGCAGACGAGCUCUCAUUCAUUGCAAAGGUCGGUUGGAUCAGGCUGCCACAUGGCUGCUAGAAAACGCAGAGAGCACUUCUGGCAGGGGCAGAGCUGACUCUGAUUCAGGCUCCCACUCGGCUCCCUUUUUGUCUGGAGUGGAGGUCAAGGCCGAGAGUGUGUGCAUCUGCUUCAUUGAUGACUGCUUGGACUGUGAUGUCCCUCUGGCUGAACUCACCUUCUCACGGCUGUCUGUGCUGCAGAGGAUUGGAUCUACACAGGAAGGAAAAGCUAGUUUCACUCUGUCUGGAGAUUACUACAACAGGGAGCUCUCGGGCUGGGAGCCAUUUAUCGAGCCCUGGCCCUGUGUCCUAAGCUGGCAGCAGCAAGCGGCAGGCCGGCUCCAUCCUUCUCGCCUGAAAUUGGGAGUACAAGCCAAGCAGAGACUAGACAUGAACAUCACCUCCGUCUUACUCGACCAGUACAGCACCACCAAGACUUCAUGGUUAGCAGACUACUGUAAGGAAGACGAGCAGUCGCCACAGUCCUCCUCCUCCUUGUCUUGGAUGGGCUCCUCUGUAGACCCCCCCACUUUUGGACAGAGUGUUCCUCUUGCUCACCUUAGAACUAGGAGCACUGCCAGCUUGACUUGCCUUGAGCAACAGAUUCAUGCCCGAGCGGAUGUGAAGUUGUCUAAAAGGAGGCAGCCUUUCAUUCCCUACGCCCUGCGCAAUCAUACUGGCUGCACUAUGUGGUUUGCCACCCUCACCACCACCCCAACCAGGGUGGCACUGUCUCACAGCAGCAGUGCUGACUCUAUAUCAGACGUGCAUGGGCCUGGGACAGAUGACACACACAAUAUCAGUCAGUGGAGAGAGGUGCUACCAGGAGAGGAGAUUCCUUUUGAGUUUGAGGCCCGUGAGAAACUUAGACACAGACAUACCCAUGAGCUGAAGCUGCACCAGCUCCUGGUGCGCGUUGGAGGCUGGGAGCAGGUGAAGCCUGUCUCAGUUGAUAAAGUCGGUGUGUUCUUCCGCUACGCUGCUCCAGAUCGUAACAACCCCUCCAACACGGUUGGUAGUCCAAUCAGCAGAACCAACAUCAUACAUCCCCAUGUAUAUUUUUCAGCCUUGCCCCCUGUCAGAGUGGUGUUCUCCAUCACUAUGGAGGGUAGUGCACGCAAGGUAAUCACUGUACAGUCCGCUCUCGUGGUGAGAAAUCGCUUAGAAGUGCCCAUGGAGGUACGGCUAGACAGCCCUUCUGCUCCAGACAAGCCUGUUGUGCUUCCUCCUGUCCUGCCUGGAGAAGCUUUGGCUAUCCCUCUCCACCUGACCUCAUGGAGACUGCAGGCUCGGCCUAAAGGCUUGGGGCUGUUCUUCUGUAAGGUUCCCAUCCACUGGACCAGUGUGGAGCGUCCUGGCGAGGUCAGCAGCAGCAAGAGGGAGUGCCAGUCAGCUGACUUUGACGACCAAAACAAACGUAGCUUCAGGUUUUGCGUGGUUAUCAAGAAGGAGAACUAUCCUGAGCAGAAGCCGGCUAAAUUGGUCACUGGUAGUGCUAAGCAGAUUUACAGACAGCCAGGUCACACCAUCUACCUGUUACCCACCUUAGUGCUGACUAACCUGCUGCCCUGUGACCUCAUCUACUACAUCAAGGGGACCUCAAUCAAGGGAACCAUGAAGCCAGGCAAAGAGGCAGUGCUCCAUGCUGCAGACACCUCACAGAACAUAGAGUUAGGUGUUCUUCUGGAGAACUUCCCAGUGUGUAAGGAGCUGUUGAUUCCUUCUGGCACUCAGAACUAUGUUGUGCAAAUGCGUCUGUAUGACACAAACAAGCGGCUGCUGUGUCUCACCAUCCGCAUCAUUCUCCGAGCACAGGGGGCGCUCAAGAUCCUCAUCUCCGCCCCUUAUUGGCUCCUAAACAAGACAGGGCUGCCUCUGAUCUUCCGCCAGGACAACAGCAAAACUGAUGCUGCUGGGCAGUUUGAGGAGCACGAGCUAGCCAGGAGCCUGAGUCCACUCCUUUUCUGCUACACAGAGAAAGAAAAGCCUUUUACGUGUACUAUGCGUGUUGGUAAAGGGAUCCAUCCAGAUAGUGUACCAGGCUGGUGUCAGGGUUUCUCACUGGAUGGUGGACGUGGAGUCCGAGCAGUUAAAGUAAUCCAACCUGGGAACAGACCAGGGCUCAUCUAUAAUAUAGGAAUUAAUGUCAGAAAAGGGAAGGGACGCUACCAGGACACCCACAUUGUGACUUUUGCACCUCGCUAUCUGCUUGACAAUCAAUCUUCGCACAAGCUGGCUUUCUCCCAAAGAGAGUUUGCUAGAGGAAAGGGCACAGCAAAUCCCGAGGGCUAUAUCUCCACUCUGCCAGGCUCUAGCGUUGUGUUCCACUGGCCCAGGAAUGACUAUGACCAGCUCCUUUGUGUCCGACUUAUGGACGUACCUAACUGCACCUGGUCUGGAGGGUUUGAAGUCAACAAACCCAAAUCAUUCCAUGUCAAUAUGAGGGACACAUUGGGUAAUUGCUACUUUCUCCUUGCUGAAAUCGCCUUGAAAGUAGCAACCUAUCAGAUUUCAUUUAGUGACACAGACCAGUUGCCUCCACCUUUCCGCAUAGACAACAUGUCAGAGGUGCCAAUCCAGUUCUGGCAGUACGAAGUGCCAGAUAUCAGACUGCACACUGAAGUGAAAGCUGGAGCGGUACUGGACUAUGCCUGUGACGAACCCAUUCUUCCUCCUUACCUUACACUGACUGUAAAAGGAGCCGGCUCCUCGGAGGUCACUGCUAACAUGAACUGCUUUAGAGAGUAUAACAAACUCUACUAUGAGAACUUCAUCUACAUCGCUGCAACUUUCACAUUCUCUCAGGAUGCGAGUAAAAGGCCAGGAGCAAUGAAGCGUGAUGCCAGCUGUGCUGAACUAGUGCUCGAUGUCGAGCCAAAGACACAGAGAGUUGUACUAAAGAAAAAGGAACCAGGAAAGCGCUCUCAGCUGUGGAGGAUGAGUGGAAAAGGAAUGCUUUGUCAUGAGGGUUCCUCUCCCCCUCAGAGUAAACCUGCCCAACCCCGACCUCUUGAAUUCUCCAUGGUGCUGGACAUCGCUGGGCUUGCUGCAGUCACAGACAACAGCUACGAGCCAUUGAUGCUGAAGCGGCCAGACCCUCGCCGCAGUACUACCCAGACCUGGCACUUCUGCUCUGGCAUGCUAACCUGUGGCUUACCCAGACUAGUGGUGCAGGUGAAGGGAGGAGUCUCAGGUCUGUAUGAUGGUGCAGAGGUGGUGCUUGGACCUGACUCGGGGCUGCUUGAAAAGCCCCCAGAACAGCAGUUUAUCAAUCAGAAGAUGAGGCCUGGCUCGGGGGUGCUGUCUGUGCAGGUCCUCCCUGACGGACCCACUCGUGUACUGCAGAUCAGUGACUUCAAUCAGCGGCGAAUAAACAGAACUUCUCCCAGCACAGAGGAGAACCAGAACAAGGAGAACACACAAAAAAAGGAUACAGAGAAGGAACUUGAGGUGUCGGUAAACUUGGAGGAUGGAAUAGGUCUGUCUCUGGUUAACAAGGUGCCUGAGGAGCUCGUGUUUGCCACACUGUGUGGCAUCAAUCUGCAAUUUACACGCACUGCCGCCAGCCAGGUCCUGGAGCUCAGCGUGAAGACAAUCCAGGUGGAUAACCAGCUCCUGGGCACCACACAGCCAGUGAUGCUGUGUGUAACUCCCAACUCCAGUGAGAGCACCGUGGUGGAUUCUGGACCUGCUCUGCAAGUCAAUGCUGUCAAAUUGCCCAGCAGUCUCAUGCUUACAGAGCUCUUCAAGCAUCUUAUGGUCACUGCUCAGCGCUUCACUGUCAUCAUAGAAGAGAAACUCUUGCUCAAACUGCUGGCAUUCUUUGGCUAUGGGAAAACAGAAGGAGAGGAACGGGGGUGUGUUUCAGAGGUCGAGAAGUUGGAUGAGAACCUGUAUGAGAAGGCCAGUGAGGAAGCAGGGCCUCGAAAACGCUAUUACUUUGAGAACCUGAAGAUCAGUCUCCCCCAAGUUAAACUAAGUGUCUUCACUUCACACAAGCUGCCUCCAGACCUGAAGACUCUAAAGGGAACUCUGGGAAUCCCACUCAUCAGAUUUGAGGAUGCUGUCAUUAAUAUGUAUCCCUUCACUCGAGUCCACCCAUACGAAACCCAGGAAAUUAUCAUCAAUGACAUACUCAAGCACUUCAGAGAGGAGCUGAUGAGUCAGGCUGCUCAGAUACUCGGCUCAGUGGAUUUCUUGGGCAAUCCCAUGGGCUUGCUAAACGAUGUCACAGAGGGCGUGUCCGAACUCAUCAAGUAUGGAAACGUAGGAGGCCUGAUCCGCAAUGUAACACAUGGGGUCUCCAAUUCAGCAGCUAAGUUUGCUGGUACCCUUUCAGAUGGACUUGGGAAGACCAUGGACCACCGGCACCAGAGCGAGCGAGAGUACAUUCGUUACCACGGAGCGACCAGCGGGGAGCAUUUAGUGGCAGGCAUUCAUGGGCUUACUCAUGGUAUUAUCGGUGGCUUGACCAGCGUGAUCACAUCGACCGUGGAAGGAGUGAAAACGGAGGGCGGCGUAAGCGGCUUUUUCUCAGGUCUAGGCAAAGGCCUUGUUGGGACGGUGACCAAGCCAGUAGCAGGGGCGCUGGAUUUUGCCUCAGAGACAGCACAGACUGUUAGAGACAUGGCCAGUCUGAGCAACCACAGGUUGUGUGUGCAGCGCGUGAGGAAACCCCGUUGCUGUAAGGGCCCUCAGGGUCUGCUCCCUCGCUUCUCCUCCACACAGGCCGAUGGACAGGAGCAACUCUUUCGCCUCACAGAUAACAUCCACUCUGAAUACUUCAUUGCCGUGGAGCCCAUAGACACCUACUGUGUGCUCAUCUCCUCUAAAGUCGUGUACUUCCUUAAACCCGGGGAAUAUGUGGAUCGGGAAGCCAUUUUUCUCGAGGUAAAAUAUGAUGACCUUUACCACUGCCUGGUUUCCAAGGAUCAUGGGAAAGUGUAUGUUCAGCUCACCAAGAAGGCUGAAAGCACUAGUAGCGGGGUAGCCAUUCCAGGCCCAUCACAUCAAAAGCCCAUGGUUCACGUACGAAGUGAGAGCCUGGCAGUGAAGAUCUCGCAAGAAGUCAACUACGCCAAGAGCCUUUACUAUGAGCAGCAGCUCAUGUUACCCCCCAGUGAGAACGAGGAUAGUUUACUAUUGGACUGCUGACGAAAUUAACUCGCAUUUGGUAGAUGUCUGUUUAUUUUCUUGCACUGUUUUUAAGGCAUACAUGAAAAGUGAGUACUCACAUUUAGGCAGACAUGCUCUCACUGAAGGAUUGGUUUCAUGAUGCAAACUAGUCUACUGUAAUAUUCUCCAUCAAGCACAUUUGACUGGCAAAUAUGCAAGAUUUUACUCCUCUGUUAAACAUAGAAGAUUGCUAUUUUGUUUUACAGAUGUCUAUAUAGUUUAUGAGUGGUUACUGUUGCUAAAAUUAUGCAUAAAACUAAUCUUGUAUAUGUUUGUUUAUAGGCCAGUUAUAGCCAGUAUGUCACUUGUCAUGUACAUAUUGUGGAAAUUUGAGCGACAAGAUUAAUGUACAAAACUGCCUUUAAAAUAGUUUUCUAUGUAAAUGAGAGAAUUGUGUGGUUGAGGAAAUUGCACUGAUGUAGAUGUAAGAAAUUGCUGCUGCCCUCAUUGCUUACUGUAGCGUAAGUACAGUGCACACACACACACACGAUUAACAGCUACAGGGAAGUGUAAAUAAUAUUUCAUCAUGCCGAAGAGCCCUGACAAGGAAACCACUAGAAUUUUAUUUAUUUAUAUCUCUUUUCCUUCUAUAAACUAUUUUCCAUGAUAGUGGCAUUUGAAAAAAAAUAAAAUCUUGUAAAUCUUCAGUAAUAAUAUAUAGGCCUGCUGUUUGAAACACAAACAGUUCACUAAAGUCUAUAGCACAGAAUGAGACUCAAUAAUAAUUUAAUCACUACAAUAAUCACGAAUACUUUGACAUUUGGCCUGGACAUGUAGAUUUAUUGCUUUUGUUGCAAAUAAACAAUUGCUAAUCUGGCAAAGAUUGCAAAUGCAAGAUUGUGCAAGAUUUGGUGCCUUUUUUGUUGCUGGUGUUCUUUUUUUUUUUCUUAAUUAUUAGAUCCUCCUUCCUUUUGCAUGAUAUCUUAUUUUUUAUACCUCAAAAUUUGUACCCCUGAUUGAUGCUGAUUUUCAUUUAUCCAUUGUCUACCACUAAAUAUAUUUGUGUGGCAGUCUGGGAAAACCAUUCACAUAUGUCAAACUGUGACAUUUUCUACAAUAUGAAAUUGUGAAAAGUGCGAGUUUUUCCGAACUGAAAUGUGUUUUUUUCUUUUCACGUAUCUCAACCACAAGUAAAGUUAGAGCAUUUUAAAUUCUGGUUAUGCCCAAGAUUCAAUUCCAGUUACACUUGAGGCACACAAUGCAUUCAUUGCCUAAAAGCAAUUAUUGAUUACAUUUGAAUUCAGGUUAACAUACAACAAUUAGAUUAUCUGUUGCAUGUGUUAUCACAUAAGUUCAAGUUUAUUUAUCAUCCACCUCAGUCUCUUCAGUCUUAUCAGCUGAAGUAAAAGUUCUGUACUGUUGGCCAAAUUUUUAUUAGACAAUUUAAAAUUGUUGUCCACUGUCAUUGUUGUUCUCUGUUUUGAUGAUGAUGUGAUGGUGCAGCAGUGUUGCGGCCAUUUUGGUACCUGUUUACAAACUAAUUUGAUUAGACUUGUGUACAUUUUGCUACAGCACAUAAUGAAGCAUCUGACAACCUGAUCAAAGCAUGACCUUCACUGUGUGAGGAAAUCACACUUACCUAGUGAGGUUUUAGGCAUCUUUAGGCAGACUGACUGCAUUUACUGCUGUGUUUGUUAAACUGGCUCCUUACCCACCAUGAGCUUUGUAGAAAUCCUAGACAAGAAUAUAAAGCAAAUAAAUACAUUUCCAUGAUGUUUUGAUGAAAACUACUUGUUUUCUUAAGUAGUAGAUAUGUCAAAGUAAAUCACUGGCCGUUUUCCACAAUUCAGCCACAGUGACAUCUGACGGGUUUUCCCAGACCACCACACAUAUAAGGAUUAAAUUAGCAAAUCUACUGAAUAAUUGCACUCUGAUGCUUAGUUGAACACCUCUUUUUUUCUUCUCAUAAUAUUAUUUUCUGCACAUUGUUUUUAUUUCUAAUUGUAUCAUACCACUGCUAUUAAAAUCAUUUAAAAUACACUGAUCUAUGCAUAUAUGUACGUUAAGUUUACAAGUUAGUAAUUGUAUGUUAACAGGUUUACAAACGACCAAAGACAAGACCUUGAAAUUAAUUAAUUCAUCCUUCACUCUCUUACUCAGCUGUGUGUAUUUGAGGUCAUGAUAGCCUACCCAUCUUCCAACUACUUCAAAUGUAAAAGAAUGUCAGAUAUGAAUGAUUUGUUUUUCCUCAUUUUGUGAAUUUCUGUGAUGCUUUCUUUAAUCAGCUUGAACGUUUUCCAGUAACAAAGUUAACAAAUUUGAAGGGACUUUUCUUUGCGUUAGUAGUUCCCCGCAUCGGUGGGGAUACGUAAGCAUUUUAAAUCACAUCAUCACAUCAUCAUUUUAAAUGCUUAUGUAAGAGGAUACAUGUGACGUACCAGUUCAGUGCAGCAGUGUUACACGGUAGUAGGAAAAGACAACUGCCCAGAAACGUCAGGUGAAUCACGCAUUGUGUAAAUCUCAUUGUUUUAAGUGUAUAUAUUGUAAAGCCUAAUAAAACUUGUGGUUUUUAGAUUCAAAUGAA